AUGUCAAACCAUAUGCUACAAUAUACCAUCCAUGUCAAACCACAUUCUAUAUGCCAUCUAUGUCAAACCACAUUUUAUAUACCAUCUAUGUCCAACCAUAUGCUAUAUGUCAAAACAUAUUCUAUAUAUCAUCUAUGUCAGACCAUAUCCUAUAUACUAUACAUUUCAAACCACAUUCCAUAUGCCAUCUAUGUCAAGUCAUAUUCUAUAUACUAUAUAUGUCAAACCAUAUCCUAUGGGCCACCUGUGUCAAACCAUAUGACAUAUGCCAUCUAUGUCAAACCACAUGUUAUAUACCAUCUAUAUCAAACCAUAUUAUAUAAACCAUCUAUAUCAAACCAUAUUCUAUAUACCAUCUAUGUCAAACCAUAUUCUAUAUACCAUUUAUCAUAUUCUAUAUACCUUAUAUAUCAAAGCAUAUUCUAUAUACCAAUUAUAUCAAACCAUAUGCUAUAUACCAUCUAUGUCAAACCAUAUUCUAUAUACCAUCUAUGUCAAACCAUAUUCUAUAUACUUUCUAUGUCAAACCAUAUGCUAUAUACCAUCUAUGUCAAACCAUAUUCUAUAUACCAUUUGUGUCAAACCAUAUUCUAUUUACUAUAUAUGUCAAAGCAUAUUCUAUAUACCAUCUAUGUCAAACCAUAUUCUGUAUACUAUCUAUCUCAAAUCAUAUUCUAUUCAUAUUCUAUAUUCUAUAUAUGUCAAACCACGUUCUAUAUGCCAUCUGUGUCAAACCAUAUGACAUAUACCAUCUAUGUCAAACCAUAUGCUAUAUACCAUCUAUGUCAAGUCAUAUUCUAUAUACUAUAUAUGUCAAACCAUAUGCUAUAUACCAUCUAUGUCAAGUCAUAUUCUAUAUACUAUAUAUGUCAAACCACGUUCUAUAUGCCAUCUGUGUCAAACCAUAUGACAUAUACCAUCUAUGUCAAACCAUAUGCUAUAUACCAUCUAUCAUAUUCUAUAUACCUUAUAUAUCAAAGCAUACUCUAUAUACCAAUUAUAUCAAAUCAUAUGCUAUAUAUCAAAGCAUAUGCUAUAUAUCAAAUCAUAUGCUAUAUACCAAUUAUAUCAAACCAUAUGCUAUAUAUCAAAGCAUAUUAUAUAUACCUCAUAUAUCAAAGCAUAUUCUAUAUACCAAUUAUAUCAAACCAUAUGCUAUAUAUCAAAGCAUAUUAUAUAUACCUUAUAUAUCAAAGCAUAUUCUAUAUACCAAUUAUAUCAAACCAUAUGAUAUAUACCAUCUAUGUCAAACCAAAUUUUAUAUACCAUCUAUGUCAAACCAUAUUCUACAUGCAAUCUAUUUCAAACUAUAUGACAUAUAUUAUACAUGUCAAACCACAUUCUAUAUACCAUCUAUGUCAAACCAUAUUCUAUGUGCCAUCCAUGUCAAACCAUAUUCUAUGUGCCAUCUAUGUCAAACUAUAUUCCAUAUACUAA
Messenger RNA from Lottia gigantea (owl limpet), 1437 nucleotides. RefSeq lists its product as hypothetical. NCBI's taxonomy places the organism in Eukaryota, Metazoa, Mollusca, Gastropoda, Lottiidae. The transcript is spliced from 4 exons. Bases 1 to 1437 code for a protein of 478 amino acids. The record is from RefSeq and is a predicted model, not a curated record.